Spodoptera frugiperda (fall armyworm) is the source of this 5264-nucleotide messenger RNA. RefSeq lists its product as uncharacterized. Lineage: Eukaryota; Metazoa; Arthropoda; Insecta; Lepidoptera; Noctuidae. The record is from RefSeq and is a predicted model, not a curated record. The transcript is spliced from 14 exons. The coding region runs from base 175 to 3879 and encodes 1234 amino acids.
CGCGGGUGAUUUAUAGAUCUGUGCAUGGUCUGUCAUUAUUUUGACAUUAUAUUAUAAGAUUGACAAUUUGAAUCUUUGACAUCUUACAUUUGAUACAUAUUUGAUGAAACCAAAACUGUUGCAAGAAGCGUUUAUUUGUUUUGAAGUUGAAAAAGACACUGAAUAUACCUUAUUAUGAAUAAAGAAACAAACCGGCGCAAGGUCACUUCUGUUGGCAACUCUUGGAUAAUAUGUAAAUCGAAAUCCCAUCCUGGACAUGUGUAUUAUUUCAAUAGUUUAACUGGACAAGCAGCUUGGAAUCUUAGUGAUGCGGAGAUUGAGAAGGCAAGGCAGACGACAAAACAUCUUGAACAGUUACCAGGUGCUGAACUUGCAUGUCCAGAACCGAAGGAUAAACCACCAAGUCUUUUACCAAAUGCUGCACAAAUUGCUGAACCAAUUCAACCAGCCAUUAAGAAAAGAAUCCCUCCUUUCGUAAAUCCUCAAAUGAAUAUAAUCCCGGAACAACCGUCAUCACUUUUGGCUAAUUUGAAUGUUCCUCUGAACCAAAUGACGAGUAUAUUACAGGGCACACAAAUUACUAAUACUUCUUCUUUGGGUCCUAUUUGUAAUAUGAAUUUAUUGAACAACCCUACACAAGCUUUUAAUUUGAAUAAUGCUACUCCUAUGUAUAAUCCUAAGGUUUGGGCAGUUCCUCAAGCACAACAAAUUUUCUUACCAACACCGCUAGCUCCUAUAGUGAAUCAAGGUCCAAAUUCCUUGAAUGGGGCUUACAACAACUUCGUAGAAUCUUCUACUGGACACAUUUCGGAUAAUUUAAACAAUGCUAGUUCUUCAAGUAUCCAACUAGGGUCCCAUGCAUUUAACACUGAUUUGAGGUACAGAAAAGGAUUUCAGCAACCUAUUAACAGAAAACAUGGAUUUACAAACAAGAAAGAUCUGCGACAAAUGAUAUCUUUCAAGAAUAAGUUUCAAAGGAAACCUGGAGGAUUUGGUGCCCACAUAAACAGUAACAAAGUUGGAAUUAAUUCCAAUGAUUUUCAAAACAGGAUCGGAAAUAAGGAUAGCAAAGGCACAGAACAAAUACUUGAAGAUUCUUCAAAGAUUGAUGUAACUCCUAUGAAGAAUUUGGCAACUCCGGAUUGUAACCCUGAUGCAUGGUUUAUAGUAAUGGAUUUAGAAGUUUUAUUAAAUGAGUUCAAAUUUCUUAAUACAUUAACAGAUUCAGAUGAAAAAUGUCAUCUUAUGGUCCCUAAACGGGUUAUGGAGGAACUUAAAACUUAUGUGACAUGUAUAGAGAAUGUUCAAGCGAGACGCAUCUUACGAUUUCUCUCACAGCAGAUUGAGAUUGGUUAUGCGUUUAUGGCGGAAUAUCCAUGUGAAGCAGAUAAACUGUCUAUGACAGAAGUGAUAGAAGCAACUUGUGCUGAACUAGUGCAGAAGAAACAUCAUUUUGUCCUUCUCACCAACGAUAAUGAGUUAAUCACUAGAAACUCAUUGGUAAAUAUUCACAUGUUUACAAUAAGUGAAGUUCGUAACCUUUUAGGGAUUCAACCAAAAAAACAACAGAUAGUAACGCCUAACGUAGUUCUAAAACCAAAAUUAUCUGUAAAUGAACUCCUGAAUAAAAUAAAAAUUACUGUGCCAAAUAACUUUUCGCCAAAGCGAGACACUACUAGUCCUGAUACAGAUACUGCAUGUGAUGAUAUUAUUGACAAAGUUCCUGAGAUAGCACCAAAACAAGAAGAUAAAACAGAGAAACCAUCAAAACAUACUGUUGAUGCUGGCAUUCAGACUGAUGGUGACGACAUUGCAUCUAAUAGUGGUGUUUCGAAAGAAAACGAAGAGUUAAAUAGAGAAUCCAAAAAUAUUGAAACCAGAAAAGUAGAACUUACGAAACCUGCUGAGACUUCAAUCGUCGUAAAUGUAUCAGAUAAGAAGAGGGGAAUAAAACUUAAACGUAGUGUGUCCAGUCAACCACAUGUAAAUUCUGAAAAGAGGCAAUUUAAAUGGCGCAGGAGAAGAAACACUACUCAAUCGAAUCAACAAAUUCCAACUCAUAGUGAUGAAAUGACAAACUCUAAAGGACUGGAAACAUUUCUUUCAUCUAAUGAUAACCUGAAGGAAUACGACGAACCAUCUACCGAUGAUCCUGUGUCUGAAAGCACAGACAAUAGAGGUGUAAAUGGAAGUAUCGAGAGUAGAGAAUCAAGUAUUAUUGCACAUCCGCGGAAUUGUGUAAGUCAAGGAAAUGUGACAAUUGAUGAAACUUCAACAUCUGGUAUAAUAUCCAACACUGAAAGCAGUGUUGAUGAGAUCAAUUUCACAACCUCAUCUAGUCAAGCGCUUCUUAGAAAAACCAAUGAUAAAGCCAUGUAUGGAGUCGAUAGUACAACUAUGGAACAGUAUUUGAAAGUGAAAUGUGAUGAAUGGAUAUCUAGAUUUGUUCAGAUUAUGGAAGAAGUUUUAACCCAAGUAUUACAUCAGGAUCCACCAUUUUCGAAUUCUAAGUUGCCACCUCCUUGGACGUUACAUGAGGCAGCUCUAUGUAUUGCAAUGAAGUUUAGUGAUUAUAAAGACAUUAAAGAGGCAGCUGACAAAUUGUCCAGUAUGAUCAAUCGUGUCAGUGAUGUUAAAGGUAACAUUGCCUUAAACAUGACUGCAUCUCAAUAUAUGCAAAUGUAUAGCUAUGGCAUGCAUCUGCUUGGUGCAUUAAUGGAGGCCCCCUGUAAUAUUGAAGAUAUAAAAAUUGCUGUGGAAUCGUUAAAUACGCUGCUACACGAUAUAAAGAAUCCUUGCCUGGAUCAUAGUGCUAACGACAGUUUCAACGACAAUGUUCACGAAAUUUCAUCAAAUAAUGAUGCGAUGUUUUGUUCAGAUUUGCCGGGUGACAAUAAUGGCGGAUCAGAACAUGACCAUGAAAUGUCAAUUGAUGAUAAUGACAAUAUUGCAGAAGUUAAUAAAAAAUCUCCAAUGAAAAGAAAACUAGUCCAAGAGGAAACGCCGAAGCAAGUAAAAUUUAUCAGAAAUAUUAAUAUAAACCCUUCCUUGUUUAAACAUUUGACCUUUCAAAAAAGUAAUAAUGCAUCUAACAAUGGUUUGAUUGAUAAGAGCAAUAUGCAAGGCGAAGAAAAAACAAACAGUUCUAAAGUAGUACAAAGAAAUACCGUUGAAACAGCAACGGAGAAGACGGAAAAAGAAAAUAAUGCUCCAGCCAGUCAGCCGAGUAUUAUAAGGAAAUUCACUGCAUUUCCAGAGUUAGAGAAAAAAUUGCAGAUUAGUAACCUAUAUGAAAAUCAUGACGAGGAAUUGGAUUAUGAUGAGGAUGAGGAUGAAGAGUAUUUAACAGGGGAAUACUGUUCAGAAGAAGAAAACGAUGGCGAGAUACAUGACGAUCCUUUUGGCGAUAAUAUUGAAGAAACAGAUUCACUUAGGCCCAAUGAACGUGAAGCUUUAGCAGAAAUCGAUCCUCCUGUCAUAAACGAAAACAACGAAAAGUUUAAGUAUGCAACAUAUAUGUUUAUACAAGAAAUUAAGGAUGCUCUGAGUCAAAUAAAAAUUUUAUGUGAUCGGUGUUACAAAGUAUUGGACAAUCCACAUGCAUCAACCGAGCUGCGGCUUGAACUGCGAACAAAAGCUGAAUCUGCACAUAUACAUAUCACUCGUUUGAGUAAAUCUUUAGAAAGUAUGCUGGAUCAUGAGACGAGCAACUCAAAUCGAAGUAUUUCUAAAUUAUUGAUGCAAGCCGAUGUCAAUUUAGCUGAAGUGGACACUGAACUGCUGUCUAAAUACAGGAUUAGUAUAAGCAAGUGUAAGGAGUGUGCUGACGGCUUUAUGAAAUCCGCACAAGAUAUAAUUUCACGUUUUACCUCCGUUUAAUUGAACAAGUGUCUCACAUCUCGAUGAAAUACCUGUUUUAGGACUUACAAGGACUUGAUGUCUUCAAUCCUAAAAUAUACUUACAGAUAUUAUAUUUCAUGAGCAUGAAAUCCCUACCUAUAUGCAUGUACUCAAUAUUAUUAUAAUAAUUUUUCAUUCAAAAGAAAAUGUGAUUUGUUUAGCAUGUAGUAAUACAAACUACCUCACACUUUAAACUUUUGUUACUUACUUAAAUGAUUUCAAAUUAUCUUAGAUACAUAGCUAUAACGAACUUUCUUCGUCCCCACAUUGGGAAUAAAGCUAUAUUAGUCCCAGAAUAGAUUUUUAAGUAAUAAUGUCCAGUAGUCCUGGAGCCUGUUCAAUACAAACAUACAAUUAAAUCUUGUUUUCCGAUGUUUUUCUUUAUUAUUUUAAUCUAUUUUGUAUUAAUAAUAAGGUUCAAAGUCUAUUACAGAUAAUGGCAGGUAGGGUGAGGCUAGUCUGAAAAAUAAAUAUUGUAUAAAGGUAAGCGUUCACAGGUCCGCAUCGUACGCCUCGCACGCAUCGUACGCAUUCCGUAUGACGUCAUCGGUACGCAUCGCAUGUAGGCAUUGUCGAUGAUACGGUCCGUACGAUGCGGAUCAGUGGACGCAGUUGUAUGAGUUUUUAUACAAGACAAACUAAAGUCCGUUGCGUGUGAUGCGUACGAUGCGGGCCUGUGGACGCGUACUUUAAGGCAGUUGUCCCACCAACGGCGAGUGAACGACUAACUAUCGGCUAUUUUCUCGCUCAAGAAACGUACAAUAGAUAUACUUUCCGUGUAAACAAAAGAGAUGCAUAUACAAAUAGUUGAUCGCUGACUGUUCACACUGCCGGCGAGUGCUCGCUUCACUAGUUUGUCGCUGAGCGACAAGAGCUAUGAAAGAUAACACUCGCUCGGCGACACUCGCCAAGCGAUUAAAACUCACGCCGAGCGAGCAACCAGUGGUCAUUUCUCUACAGUGCGUAUCGUAGUGCGAGUAAUCGCACCCGCCUCACUCGCACACUCGCUUAUAGCCGAGCUACACAAAUACCAGAACUACACACUCGCUCGCCACGUCUCGCUUAACUCGUUUCUAGUUCUAGCUCUACUCGUUACUCGUUCAUCGUUGCCGGUGGGACAACUGGCUAAGAUGACUGACAUUGUUUAAAAACAACUAACUAGGUACAUUUCCUGUAACUUUAUUUUUUUUUCUCAAGUAUAGUUUGAUGCCAAACUAUACUUUGCAUGUGAAAUUCAUUUUGAUUUUUAGUUUUCUAUUAUAAAAACUUUAUCUUGAACUGCAAGUUCAAUGUUGACUUUUUGAAAAUGUAGUUGUUAAGAUACUUAGGUAAUAAGUAUGAAAUAAAACAUUCAAGUAAAUAUA